AACUGGCAGUUGUCAUUUGAGCUUUUUUCUUGCCAGUUGUCGAUUUUUGUUUUGACAAAACUUAAAGAUGGAAUCAAUCGAUAAUGAUAAUGGUUGUACGCCUUCUUCAAAAGGACCAAAGCCAAUGAUGAAUGAAACUAUGAAAGCACAUAAUCAAACUUAUAUUCAGUGCGAAACACCAGAGCCAAAUCUGCAUACUUCUUCAGUAAAGAAAGGCAGGAAUGCACGUCGCAUCUUUGUUAGCAAUUUACCUGAUUGUGUAAAUAUGUUUAAAUUUAAAUUUUUCAUCAAUAAACAAAUGCAUUUGGGUGGUCUGUCAAAAGAAAUUGGAAAUCCUGUAAUCAGUUGUUACAUAAACUGCAGAAGGAAGUUUGCUUUUCUAAUCUUCCGAUCUGUCGAGGAGGCUGAAUCUUCUUUAGACCUCGAUGGCGUAGUCUAUGAAGGUAAAAUUUUAAAAAUAUGUAGACCACGCAGUUAUCGUUUACCACCAGGCGAGAUUUCUACUACGCCAAUUGUAGCUCCAUUGGUUAUUAAUGGCCUGACAUCAACUUUAGUACCCGAUUCAGAACAUAAAAUAUUUUUUGGAGGUCUAACAGUUAAUGCAAAUAACGAAGAGGUAUGUCACCCUUAUCGUUUUGUGCACUAAACAUUUUUGAAGUAACUCUAAAGGAAAUCAUAGUAAAUAACACGGAAUUCGGUCUGGUUACCCUUAUUAAAGACAAUGUGUUAAUUUCAAUUUUACAAUGAAACGGUUUAACAUCGAUGCACAAUUGAGAUAAAACACACGGGGUAUCGUAGCUCUUGUAAAUUUACAAUUAGAAAGGCGUCGCCAUGCAAUAUAUUAAAAAAUUUGUUGCACUUUCAAAAC
Messenger RNA from Teleopsis dalmanni, 868 nucleotides. Its product is annotated as splicing factor U2AF 50 kDa subunit-like. Gene Ontology annotation, cellular component: U2AF complex; U2-type prespliceosome; commitment complex. The coding region runs from base 68 to 646 and encodes 192 amino acids. The record is from RefSeq and is a predicted model, not a curated record. The transcript is spliced from 3 exons. Gene Ontology annotation, molecular function: poly-pyrimidine tract binding; pre-mRNA 3'-splice site binding. Lineage: Eukaryota; Metazoa; Arthropoda; Insecta; Diptera; Diopsidae.